Messenger RNA from Adineta steineri, 2478 nucleotides. The record is from the annotation of a GenBank genome assembly. NCBI's taxonomy places the organism in Eukaryota, Metazoa, Rotifera, Eurotatoria, Adinetida, Adinetidae.
AUGCGUCAAUUAGGAACCGAGGAAAGAGCUGCUCUACUUUUAACAGCAGAUGAUGACAAUAAUGAUGAGGAUGAUCAUGAAUUAAAUAAUUCUCAAUCAAAAAUUUCCAAUGAUAAUUUUCCUACAAUUGCUAAACGUCCAAGAACUUAUCAUCGUCAUAAUACUUCCGGUACUCAUCCUAUGUUAUGUUUUACAUUAGUUUUGGGAGCAUUUAUUCUCGGAUGUAUAAGUGGUGUUAUUAUUAUGCUUUAUCGAGUGUCGCAAGACGCUGAACCGGGUCAUUUAUUAAAUAUCCCUCAACAAUUAACAAAUGUUGAUUUAUCAAUUCGAACAAAAUUAUUUGAAUCAAUCAAACCUACAAAUUUUAUGAAUCUCAAUUAUUCAAUCGACAAUGAAAAUGAUAUAGCUGAUAGAUUAUAUAAACAAUGGCAAUCAUUAUCUCCAUCAUUAAGUCAUGUAAAAAAAUUUUCAUAUGAUAUAAAUUUAUCAAAAUAUGCUCCAUUUACUCAAUGGAGUGGUAUUCAAUUACUUGAUGGUAAAAAUGAAAAAGAACUUUUAAAAGUUGAUCGUUUAUUAACUGAAGAUAUGAUUUCAUUUUCAUCAUUACUUAAAUCUACUACUGUUACUGGAAAUUCAAUUUAUUAUGUUAAUUAUGGUCGACAAGAAGAUUUUGCAUAUUUAAUAAAACAUAAUAUUCCUUUUGGAAAUUCUGAAACAUCCAUUGUAGUUAUGAGACGUCAACAAACAAUUAUAUCUCAAACAGAACAAAUUCAUCAAGCACUUUAUCAUGGUUUUGGUGCAAUUAUUUUCUUUGAUGAUAAUAAAGAUUCUCAAACAACAGAAACUACAGAUACUCGUCAAAAUUUUUUUCGAGAAUGGGUUCGACAAUAUGGCAGACAAAAUGGUCAAAAUCUUAUUGAUGGUAUUAUAAAUAAUAGAGAUCAUUCCAUAGCUGUUUUAGUGCUUUCAUACAAUGAUAUUCAAAGUAUAUUUGCAUCACUUCAACCUGAUUCAAAUGAUUGGUUAUUAUGUCCAUCUGAAUGGCAUAAUAAAACAACAUCAUUAAAAAUUGGUGGAACACUUUCAACUGUUAAAUUACGAAUAGUUGUUAAUAUGGAAGAAGCUAAAAUACAAUUACCAGUUGUUAUGAGUUCAAUACAUGGUAAAACUGAUGGUGAAAAUUUUGUUAUGAUUGGUUAUCAAUUAAAUUCAGUGCAACAAAAUAGAAUAGUUAAUGAAAUUAUUCAAGCUUAUAUAAAUCAAAUUAAGAAUGGUUGGAAACCAAAACGAUCAAUUUUAUUUUGUGCUUGGUCAGGUUUAGAUUAUGAUCAUUAUACAGUUCAUCAAUGGAUUUCAAAUAAUUACCAUUUGGUUGAUAUGAAUUUACUAGCAUAUAUUGAUCUUGGUAAUGAUAUUACUGGAAAUUCUACUCUUAAUUUACAUGGUUCAUCACUUCUUGAACAAGUUGCUUAUCGUGCUGCGAAUUAUAUUCCAAGUCCAAUAAAACAUAAUCAUACGUGUCAUCAACGACAAAUGCCAACAACAAUGCCAACAAGUUCAAAUGAAGAAAAUCAUCAUCAUGAACAUAGUCGAAAACGACGUAAUGCUGAACAUGAACAUCAUAUGGAUAUGGAUAUGAAUAAUGAAGAUGAAAAUGAAAAAGAAAAUGAAUGUGAAUCUCAUAAAUUAUUAGAUGAAUGGAUAAGAGCAGCUCGUAAUCAAAUGGGAUCAAAUAAAAGUAUAGGAAUAGUUCAACCUAUUGAUAUUGAUUCAACAGCUGCUUUAUUUCAAUUAAAACAUGGUAUUCCAUCAAUAGUAAUUGAAAUAACUGAUGAACAGGCAGUAACAAAUGAUACAUUUUAUGUUCGUCAUUCACCUUCUAUUAUUGAUCGAGAAAUUUCACCGGAAUUUUUUGUGGUUUAUACACAAUUUAUCAGUGAAAUCAUUCGUCAAUUAAUCGAUGAACCAUUAAUUGCAUUUAAUUUAACAAAUUAUGCUGACCAAAUAGAUAAACAAGCUAUUGAUUAUUUUGCUCAUUAUGGUAGAGCAUAUAAUGCAUUAUAUUUUCAUAUUGGUCGUCCAGAGGAAUUUACAAAAUUAUUAAAUGAUUUAACAAAAUCUAUUCGACAACUUCAAACACGUAUUGAUCAAAUACCGAAAACUGAUUAUGUUGGUCUUCAAUCAUUAAAUAAACAAUUAUUUGAAUUUGAACGUUUGUUUAUUAGUAAUGAUCAACUCUAUGGAAUGAAUUCAGCAGAUAAAUCUUAUAAGCAUAUUUUAUUUGGUCCAGCAUAUAGUCUAACUAAUACUGCUGUACCAUUUCCAUUAUUAUCAAACGUUCUUUUUGAAAUUCCUGAAGAUCCAUCAUCUGAAAUAUGUUAUGCAUCAGCAUUAUAUUGGUCAAAAUUAAAAAAACAUCUUUAUUUAAUAAAUCGAACAUUAAAUGGAUUCGAUGGACUUCUUCAAAAUGACAAAUAA